Molecule: messenger RNA, 1091 nt
Organism: Ipomoea triloba (trilobed morning glory)
Lineage: Eukaryota; Viridiplantae; Streptophyta; Magnoliopsida; Solanales; Convolvulaceae
Exons: 1
Coding region: 184-852 (222 amino acids)
Source: RefSeq, a predicted model, not a curated record
AUACUCCGUAAUGGUUUAUGCCCGUAUGUUUCUUCAAUCUUCUUCGCCGGCGUUCUGAUCUCUCUCUCGAUCUUCAUAAUAAUCCGAUCAUCUUGGUCUGAGUGACUGAAUUCGCAGUAUUUGAUUCGAGAAGAAUUAGGAAUUUAAUACCGUGAGAUAAAUAACAAGGGGGAAGACACAGAAAUGAUGUUACCGAUGGUUGAUUGCCGGGGAUUGAUCGAAUUCUGCAGGGCUUUCGAGCAGCACAAGAACAGGUCCCGAUUCCAAUCCAGCAAGAACAAACAAUCCCAGGAUAAGAAUCCCUUCUGCUCCGAUCACUCUCCCAUGGCCGCUCUUGAUUUGGUGUUACUCAUCCUGGUAAUCGGAUCUCUAGGUUUUCUCCUAAUCCCCUAUUUCACUUCGGUGUUCGCCGAGGCUUUUCCGAUUCUCUGCGAAAUCGUCGUGGAGUGCGUCAACGACACCCCGGUGGAGUAUUUUGUUGGCCUUGUGGCGGCGCUCUUGGGAGUUCUCGUCGUGAUCGUGGCGUGGGAGAUCCUGGAUUUGCGGUCUAGGAAGUGCGGGAAUCCCAAGUGUCAGGGCUUGAGGAAAGCGGUGGAGUUUGAUAUCCAGCUGGAGUCGGAGGAGUGCCUCAAGUAUUUGCCGCCGGACGCGACCUUCAACGGGAACGCCUUCUAUAAUUACGGGGUGAAGCCGUUGGAACUGGGGCAGGAUCGCAAGGAGCUGGAGGCGGAGCUGAAGAGGAUGGCACCGCCUAACGGUCGCACCGUUCUCAUCUUCCGGGCACCCUGCGGCUGCCCUGCAGGUAGAUUGGAGGUUUGGGGGAAUAAGAAAAUUCGUAGAGUUAAGAAAUGAAUUUUAUACGGAGGGAGGGAGUUCGUAGAGUUAUAGCUCUUAGUUUGUUAUUGUUCCAGCAGGAUCCAUCCUUAUACAAUGAUGAAUAAAGUAGGAGAUAUCAUCAAAUCAGUUUCGUGCAAUACAAAUAAGUAUUUUGACGAUGUAGCAAAACAAUACAUAACACUUGAUUUUGUAUAUUAUACUAAUUCUUCUUUAUGUUUUUUUUUUCCCCUUACACCUAGUGUUUGGUGAGAUCA